Molecule: messenger RNA, 1121 nt
Organism: Cucurbita pepo subsp. pepo (vegetable marrow)
Lineage: Eukaryota; Viridiplantae; Streptophyta; Magnoliopsida; Cucurbitales; Cucurbitaceae
Product: transcription factor MYB32
Source: RefSeq, a predicted model, not a curated record
UUUGGAAUCUGGGCGGUCGGAGAAUUGUGUUUCUCUCACGACAAUGGGGCGCCAUUCUUGCUGUCUAAAGCAGAAGCUAAGGAAAGGGCUAUGGUCGCCGGAGGAAGACGAAAAGCUCUUCAAUUACAUAACAAGAUUUGGCGUUGGCUGUUGGAGUUCAGUCCCCAAACUUGCUGGUUUGCAGAGAUGCGGGAAGAGUUGUAGACUGAGAUGGAUCAAUUACUUGAGACCCGAUUUGAAGAGGGGAAUGUUUUCUCAACAAGAACAGGAUCUUAUUAUCAGUCUCCAUGAAGUUCUCGGCAAUAGGUGGGCUCAAAUUGCAGCUCAAUUACCGGGAAGAACGGAUAACGAGAUUAAGAAUUUUUGGAAUUCGAGCUUGAAAAAGAAGCUAAUCAAGCAAGGGAUUGACCCGAAUACCCACAAGCCAAUUAUCAACAUUCAUGAGAUUAAAGAGAAGAAGAUCUUUGAGGAUAAGGAAUUUGCUGAAAUCCCACCGGUUGAAGGACUUGGGAGUGGUAUCUCCGCCGUGAAUAACCAAGGCCCUGCAUUUCUCCUCGGCGGCGUUGAUUACUACGACGGUGGGGUAACGGCGGCGCCGAUUCGAGACCAUUUCAUGAACAAACAACCCUUGGAUUCCCUCUGUUAUUUCGAAUUCCAAACAGGGUUUGAUCCUUACAAUUUGUCCGACACGAACUCGAAUUUUGGGUUCAGUUCAAUGCCGAGUUUGACAAAUUCCGACCACGGGAGCUUGUCGGGGACGGAAUUUUCCGACAAUUCGGGUUCGAACAUGAGCAACUACGGAGGAUUCUACAUGAACAACAACAGCAACAACAAUGGAGUGGAUAAUUCGACAUUUUGUUCGUGGGAAAGUGAGAAUAAAUCGGACAUCUUUUUCCAGAAUCAUGUGAAUAAUAAUAACACUAAUAAUAAUAAUAAUCAUCAUAAUAAUAAUGGGAUAAAGUCCGAGGAAUUGAACCCAAGUUCUUCAGUGCUUGAUGGGCAGCUAAUUCAGAGCUAUCCAUUAACGUCGCUAUCACAAGACAUUGUUCGAUGCAAUUUUGAUGCUUUUUACCAUUUGUGAACUAAUUGUACAUUAUAUUCAAUCCUUUNAAAAAAAAAAA